AUGUUGAUUCUAAAUUUGGUCUGUCUGUCUGUCUGUCUGUCUGUCUGUCUGUCUGUCUGUCUGUCUGUCUGUCUGUCUGUCUGUCUGUCUGUCUGUCUGUCUGUCUGUCAAUCAAAUCAUCAUGAUGUUGUUUUCAUGGUAGUUGUAUCGCGAAAGUGUCUAUCUAUUAAUAUAUUUGUUGUUGUUGAUGAUUGUCGUGUUUCUCCGUCCCUCUCUUCUAUCUCUUUAUAG
Cavenderia fasciculata is the source of this 231-nucleotide messenger RNA. RefSeq lists its product as uncharacterized. Lineage: Eukaryota; Evosea; Eumycetozoa; Acytosteliales; Cavenderiaceae. The transcript has 2 exons. The record is from RefSeq and is a predicted model, not a curated record. The coding region runs from base 1 to 231 and encodes 76 amino acids.